GAUCCUUUCAGCUGAUCUCUCUCUCUUUUGGUUAUCUUAAUAAUUCAUGAUCUCUUUGAUUGCCCUUCCCUAAACCUAAUUGUCCUUGUUCGUCCCUUCGAACAAGGCCCAGAUCCAAUUAGCCAUGGCGUCGUCUCGAUGGUGGCUUCUCGUACAGGCCGUCUUUUGGCGGUUCCUCAUGCGCAUAGGCAUGUUUAUCCACCAUAUUUCAUCCCCGCGACCGCCUCGUCGUUCCUUCGUACGAUCAAUCCCAACUGGGUCGUCACGAAUUGAUUUAUACUUCUAUUGUCCCGCCGAGUACUCUCGGGAGAUCAAGGAAGGUCGCAGGUUUCCUGUAGUGGUUAAUUUCCAUGGCGGUGGGUUUACUCUAGGAUGUCCGACCGAUGAUAGUCGCUGGGCCCAGUGCGUCCUGGCCGAAGUGGACGCUGUCAUGGUCAGCGUCGGAUAUCGUCGAGCUCCCGAACAUCCGUUUCCCGCCGCCGUUGACGACGGCGUGCGAGCGAUCCAGUAUCUUUCCGCCCAUGCCGUUGAAUUGGGACUGGAUGUCUCCCGCAUUGCCCUCAGUGGGUUUUCCGCGGGUGGCAAUCUGGCGGUUACGGUGCCUUUGCGACUUCGGAGUUUAAUGUGUCAGGAAUCUCGAGAUCCAUGGCUGGAUCGCGCGCAGUCCACGGAACAGCUUGUCGAUGCGUCCGCCAGCGACGUGAACAUCGUCGCCCUCUUCUGCUGGUAUCCCAUCUUAGAUUUCGAAGAGCCCCGUGAGCAUCGGCGGGCUGCGAGUAUUAUGCCCGACAAGACCCUCCCAGAGUUCUUUACCAGUCUAUUCGACGAGGCUUACUUACCGGACCUUGAAGAGCGCCGAUCGCCGUAUGCGUCGCCCGUUCGGGCCGCGGAUGCACUUCUAGCCGACGCUCUGCCACAUGACAUCUUUCUGUACAUCUGUGAAUGGGACAUGCUACUCAACGAAGGUCAACAGUUCGUGCGUCGCUUACAAAAUAUUAACAAGCAUGUCCGCGCCAUGAUGAUCGAGAGAGUGCCACACGCCUGGGAUAAAUCGCCCAAUCCGUGGCGGGAUCAGGAACAGGUGGAUAUUCUGUACCGCGACGCUUGUGCGGACAUGAAAGCCAUCUUUAAUGCAUAGACGCUACACCACGGUUUAUAUCGCUGGUUUCGGUCUGUCAGUGGGCCUUUCUUCU
Messenger RNA from Aspergillus alliaceus, 1193 nucleotides. Its product is annotated as Alpha/Beta hydrolase protein. NCBI's taxonomy places the organism in Eukaryota, Fungi, Ascomycota, Eurotiomycetes, Eurotiales, Aspergillaceae. Bases 125 to 1138 code for a protein of 337 amino acids. Gene Ontology annotation, molecular function: hydrolase activity. The record is from RefSeq and is a predicted model, not a curated record. The transcript has a single exon.